Molecule: messenger RNA, 1152 nt
Organism: Penicillium coprophilum
Lineage: Eukaryota; Fungi; Ascomycota; Eurotiomycetes; Eurotiales; Aspergillaceae
Exons: 5
Coding region: 1-1152 (383 amino acids)
Source: RefSeq, a predicted model, not a curated record
AUGAAUUCGAUGCACUCUCGGGAUGGAAUCUUCAGGCGAGAUAAUGGCAGCAUCGUUAUGUCCUCCAGUGGCGAGCGAGCCUUGGUUGUAAGCGUUGUGUUCACGGUAUUGGCAACAUGCUUCGUGGCAAUGAGGAUGUAUACUCGUGUAAGACUUAUUGGGCGAGUGGAGUCGAAUGACUGGAUGGUCAUCAUCGCACUGGUAAAUUCAUAUGUUUUCAUGGGUCUCGACAUUGUCGAAUGCAUAAGUGGCAUUGGGACACAUAUUAAAGAUAUACCACCGGCCAUCCUGGAGCGCCAGAUGAAGGCCUUCUGGCUCACUAUUCCUUUCUACAAUGCUGCCGUCCUCUGCGCCAAAGCCUCGAUUCUGAUGCAGUACUGGCGAGUCUUCCCAACUCAUCGCAUGCGCGUUAUCUGUUGGAUCAUGAUCACUAUUCUUGCUGUAUACGGCACAUGGGCCGUGAUCAGUGCGUUUCUUAACUGUAUUCCCGUCGCCAAAUUCUGGGACCCUUCAAUCGGAGGUUUCUGUUUAGACAAGACAAAAUUGUGGUUCUCCAAUGCUAGCAUGCACAUCUCAACCGAUAUCGCAAUCCUGGUCAUUCCUAUCCCGGCUUUGAUGGCAGUCGACUUGCCCCGAAAACAGAAGAUCGCCUUGAUGAUCAUGUUCGGUCUGGGUGGCUUUGUCUGUAUCACCAGUAUUGUCCGUCUAGUCAGUUUGAAAAAGAUCGCCGAUUCAUCCGAUCCCACCUUCGACAAUGUCGGUGCCGCCUCCUGGUCCGCCAUCGAAUGCAAUACAGGCAUAGUAUGUGCCUGUCUACCAACCCUGAAACCUCUUGUCGCCCGCAUCUUCCCAGGAGUGGUGACUACCUUCAGCGCUAGCAGUCCCACCCACGGCAACACAACCCACCGCAACUCCGACUGGAACGGUGAUGCAUCAACCCUCGGCGCACCCGGCGAAGAACACGAGUAUGGGGCUGGUGACCCAGAGCGUGUUCUCGCCCUCGUUCCUAGUACCGGGCUCAGAUCUAGCCUGAAGCGCUGGACGAGAGAAGAAGAGAAGAAGUUGACUCGGAUUGCGACGAUUUCUGCGCCUCGUCCUAAUAUGAUGAUGCAUCCUCAUACUUUCCCGACGGCUUCGGGGGUGCCGUUUUAA